Messenger RNA from Poecilia reticulata (guppy), 3948 nucleotides. RefSeq names its product excision repair cross-complementation group 6-like (gene ercc6l). The record is from RefSeq and is a predicted model, not a curated record. Gene Ontology annotation, molecular function: protein binding; DNA translocase activity; ATP binding. Lineage: Eukaryota; Metazoa; Chordata; Actinopteri; Cyprinodontiformes; Poeciliidae.
AAUUUUAAUUUUUUAACCUAUAUCUCCUUUCUGAUUGGACAACGUGAGUUCUGCGUCACGACAGCGUGCUCUCUGAUUGGCUGUCUUGAAUUGGCGGGGGGAAGAAUCUGCUUCAAACAUGAAAACAUCACAUCUCUCAUUCAGGAAGUUUAUUUGAGGAAGCAGCUGCUGAUUUGACGUUUAGAAGUUAAAGAAACAAUAAAGUAGAUUUUAAUUUGUAUGAAAACAUGAACAUGGAGGGCUGUAAGGAUGACGCGGAGGUGUCGGAAGUUUCUGACAGGCUGGAGAAAUCUUUGUGUAUGGAGGACCAGAUGGAAGCAUACAGCAGGUUGAUUUCAGACGGCAAAGCUGUUGCCAAACAAGGAGACAUUCAGGAAGCUCUGAAGCUGUUCAAACAGGCGUUCAGCAUCCACCAAACCCCCAAACUGGAGAGACGAAUAAAGAAGAUCGAAGAACUCCUGGCCGAGAAUGACUUGGAGGACGAAGACGACGAGUUUGUCAACGUGAACAAUAGCGGCCUAAUGCUGUUUAAAGAGCUGUAUGACAGGCUGUACGACUAUCAGAGAGACGGAGUUUCCUUCCUGUUCGGCCUCUACAGGGACGGCCGGAGAGGAGGAGUUCUGGCGGACGACAUGGGACUCGGGAAGACCAUCCAGAUCAUCUCCUUCCUCUCUGGCAUGUACGACAAUGACCUGAUAAAACACACUCUGCUGGUCAUGCCAACCUCUCUCAUCACAAACUGGGUCAAGGAGUUCAGCAAAUGGACUCCAGGAAUGAGGGUGAAGGAUUUCCACGGUGCCAGUAAAGCAGAGAGGACCAGGAGUUUGGAGAAAGUUCAGAGGCGAGGAGGAGUGAUCAUCACCACCUACACCAUGCUGAUGAACAACUGGCAGCAGCUGGCCUCAUUUCAGGGGAAGGAGUUCUGCUGGGACUACAUGAUCCUGGAUGAAGCACAUAAGAUCAAAAACUCUUCCACCAAAACGGCAAAAAGUGCCUACGCCAUUCCGUCCAAGAACAGGAUUCUCCUGACGGGAACGCCGGUCCAGAACAACCUCAGGGAAAUGUGGACCCUCUUUGACUUUGCCUGUCAGGGAACUCUCCUGGGAACAGCCAAGACUUUCAAAUCAGAGUAUGAGAACCCCAUCACCCGCGCCAGGGAGAAGGAUGCUACUCCUGGGGAAAAGGCUCUUGGCUCCAGGAUGUCUGAGAACCUCAUGACUCUGAUCAAGCCCUACUUCCUGCGCAGAACCAAAUCAGAAGUGCAGAAGAAGAAGACUGGUGGAAAAGAGGCAAAUUCAGACCCUGAUAACCACCAAAACCCCCAGCCAGCCUCUGGGGCGGUCAUGCCCAAACUCACCCGAAAGAAUGACCUGAUCGUCUGGACUUACCUGAGUGCCGUUCAGGAGGACAUUUACAGACAGUUCAUCAGUUUGGACCACAUCAAGGAGCUGCUGAUGACCACCAGAUCACCUCUGGCUGAAUUAAACAUCCUGAAGAAGUUGUGUGACCAUCCGAGACUGUUGUCUGCCAAUGCUAUUGCACAGUUAGGGCUGGAUCAAAAUCCUGAGGGGGAAAAUGAUGAGACUGAUGUAAAGAGUAUCGCAAACAUUUCAGAUGAAACUUUGAUAUCAGAAUCUGGAAAGCUUGCCUUUCUGUUGGCUCUUCUGGAGCGUCUGAGAGAGGAAGGCCACCGAACGCUGGUCUUUGCUCACUACAGGACAGUCCUCGACAUCCUCCAACGGAUCCUUGGCAACAGAGGGUUCAAACUGCUGAGACUGGAUGGAACCAUCACCCAGAUCACAGAACGAGAAAAACUGAUCUCUCGGUUUCAAACAGACAAACGUUACUCCGUGUUUCUCCUCACCACUCAGGUUGGAGGAGUGGGCAUCACCCUGACAGCAGCAAACAGAGUAGUCAUCUACGAUCCGAGCUGGAACCCUGCCACAGACGCUCAGGCUGUCGACAGAGCGUACCGCAUUGGCCAGACAGAAAACGUGGUGAUCUACAGACUGAUAACCUGUGGAACGGUGGAGGAGAAGAUCUACAGGCGGCAGGUUUUCAAAGACUCCCUGAUCCGGCAGAACACCGGAGACACCAAGAACCCGUUCAGGUACUUCAGCAGACAGGAACUGAAGGAGCUCUUCACCCUGGAGGACCCAAGGUCUUCAAGCACCCAACUUCAGCUGCAGGAUAUGCACUCCAGACAACGACGGACGGACCCAGCUCUAGAUCAGCACAUCGCUCAACUGUAUGCUAUGCACAUGUUUGGGAUUUCAGACCACGACCUCAUGUUUUCCCUUGAUGUGAACCAUGAUGAGGACCCUGAAGACCAGGAGGCGUGCCACUACAUCGAAGGGCGGGUCCAGAAGGCUCAGGAGCUGAUGAAGGCAGAGUCUGAGCUGCAGAUGCAGCUGGCGGCGAGCAUGGCGUCCAGCACAGAACCAGCCUGGCUGAGACAGGCGCCGGACAACACCAGGCGCCGGUCCAACGAGAAGAAACCAAGGAACCCAAUGCCUGGACUUCCUCCUCCACUUCCUGACCCCAACGUGUCUCUGGAGGGGGUGGAUAUGGACCGGUCCGGUUCUGGAGGAAAGCAGCUCCAUCAGGAGUCCAGCAAUGAAGUCAUUGAUCUGUCUGGAGAGGCUUCUGCAGAACCAAUGGGCGGCUCUUCUGGACCGGACGCCAGUCUGAUUGAGAUCACAGCAGACGAGAAGCCCGACGGGCCGACCAGAACCUCUGAGACCAACCAGCAGAACCUGAGCGACUCGGACCUUCAGCAGUAUGACGCCUCCAGACUGAGUGCCGGGCUCGAGUCUUCUCACGGAAACUUCAACCUGGAGCUGGAGGACAGCGACGAAGACGAGGGUCUGGAUGCUGCCGACACCGAGGAAGAGGAGCAGAACCUUCUGACCGGUGCCGACACCGAGGAAGAGGAGCAGAACCUUCUGACCAGUGCCGACACCGAGGAAGAGGAGCAGAACCUUCUGACUGAGCUUCAGCUCAACGGCAGCUUCAGCGUCCACAAGUCCCUGACGGAGAGUCUGUGCAGACAGACCGGCGUCUCGGGUCUGGACCAGUCCACCAACGGGACCGCCAACAGGUCCGCCAAUGAGUCCAUUGUGGGCACCAAGAGGAAGAGGGCAGCAGUGAUUUAUGACAGUGAUGAAGAGGAGCAGCAGCUCAUCGGCUCCUUCCAGGCGCUCGGAUCGUCCACACCCAAAAUGUCUCCACCCAGGUCCAGACGGAGCGUCGCAGGAAACACGUCUGUGGUCUCCAAUCGCUCCCGGCUCCAGCUCGUCAUCCAGGACUCAGACGAGAGCGAUGAAGAGGAAGCCGAGAAGGUGCUGGGGAUGAACUCUGAGCAGGAAGUGACGGCUGGAGAGACUCUGCAUACAGAGGAAGAGGAGGAUGAGGAUGAAGAGGCGUCGGAGCAGUUCUCUACAGCGGGCGGCGACAGCAUGGCGGGUUCUGCUCAAGAUGAGCCUCGGCCGGAGGAGGAGCUGAGUUGCCAUGGUAACGGAGCAUCGCCCGAGCCCCUGAGCCUGGAGGAGUCGAGCGUCGAGGCGGAGCUGGCCUCCGGCGAGCAGAUGGACCGCUGCGCCGCGUCUGGCGCCGACCCGGAGAGCUACGAGUCUCUGGUCCGCAGCGGGAAGGAGAGGAUCAGCCAGAACCGACCCGACGACGCGCUGGACUUCUUCCUCAGAGCCAUCGACCUCCGACCCGGCGACCCCGAGGUCCAGCUCAUCACCAUCCAGCUGUACCGGCAGCUCAGCCACAGGCGGUAGCAGCAGAACCGCCCAGCGGCCCGGAACCAGCAGGAAGCCGGCUGGUUCAGGUAGAUGGACUCUGAUCGGCCUCUACCUGAACCAGGAGUCGGAUGUUUCUCUCCUGGACGUUUUCUGGAUUAAAUGUAAAAAUAUGAAAUAAAGUUGUGACUAAACCAAAAUG